UUCCCUGUGUAGUAGUUCAUUUUGUAAACAAGUUGCAGUGUCAAGUUCUCCGCUUCUGGUAUGCAUUCUUCCCGAUAUUUUAUAAAUAAAUUUCCAGAUUUUUCUUGUACACUUGGAGACAUAAGCUAUGUACGUGGCUUAAUCCCGCAAGUACUAAGUCAUAUUGAGAAACACUGUCCUCCUCAAUGUCGACACAACAAAGAUGGCGGGCUGUACGUCGGACCAGCUGGGAUCGCAUAUGCAUUCUAUCAUGUGGCUGAAAGUGGCUUGUUUCCAGAGCAAAGACAGCAUCUGCUAACAAAGGCGUUAGAGUAUCUAAAGACAGCACAAGAACACGCUUCCAGGAUUUCACCUCAAAGUAAUUGUGGUAUUGGUGCUUCAUUUCUUCUUGGUCAUUCUGGAAUAUACACCUUGUCAGUGCUUGUUUAUCAUGCUUUAGGUCUUGAGAAAGAAAGAAAUGACUAUUAUAGGAUGUUUCUGGAAAUGCACCAUAUCUGCAAGGCAGUCAAUUUCUUCCCAUAUGGCUCAGAUGAGCUUCUGAUUGGUCGAGCUGGCUAUUUGAGUGGUGUUUUAGAGUUAAAUAAGAAACUUAAGCCCCAUGCUGUUCCACAGGAAGUAACACAGGCUUUAUUUCGCAGUAUGGUUUCUUGUGGUAAAGAAUAUGCACAGCGUCAUCACCAUGGCAAUCAGUCUUUAAUGUAUGCAUACUAUGAUACAGAGUACCUAGGAGCAGCKCAYGGGCUGUCGGCCAUUUUACAGAUGCUUCUAAGCUUCCCUGAACACUAUAAAAACACCUCAGAUGAAGACAUCAUUUCUAAGUCAGUCAACUUCAUGCUUGACCAGGAACAACAUGGUAACUACCCUCCAGCAUUAGGUGAAGCUUGUGGUGGCAGGAAUGAACUAGUACACUGGUGUCAUGGAGCUCCUGGUGUUGUGUACUUGAUGGUCAAGGCCUACUUGGUCUGGAAGGAUGACAAAUAUCUUAAAGCUGCUCUAAGGUGUGGGGAUGUGGUAUGGGAAAAAGGACUUCUAAAAAAGGGACCUGGAAUCUGCCAUGGUGUUGCAGGAAAUGGCUAUGUAUUCCUGCUGCUUCACAGACUGACAGGAGACAAGAAGCAUUUACAUCGUGCUUACAAGUUUGCAGACUUYAUUCAAACUGAGGAGUUUCAGAAAGGAGCGCGUACACCAGACUGUCCAUACAGUUUAUAUGAAGGACUUGCUGGUACAGUAUGCUUUUAUACUGACCUUCUCUGCCCUGACAAAGCUGCUUUUCCCYUUUUUGAYGUCUUCUCUUAACAGUUUUAUUGCAAAGAAAUGACAUUAUACAGCCUCAUUUCAACAUAUUUUAUUAUUGCAAAUGCAUAUUUCAAAAUACAAUUGAGAUGUGUUACACAAAAUUUGUCAGUAUUCAAUACUGUUYGAUCUGUUUAUUACAAAGGGUUUGUAUAAAUCCUUUAAUUGUAUGGCCAUGCAAACUGUACAAUAGGGUUAUUUCCUCUCUCUAUAAAAAUAUAUUAUAAAGAUGUAUUUCAACUAGAAAACCUUCAAAAGGGCAUCUUCAAAAGAAGCCAUUAAUAUCACAGUCAUAAUACUGCCGUUUUGACUAAGGUUAAGUUAAAUAAGAUUAGCUAUUUGUUUGAAAUUUACUGUACCUACCUAAUUUUGUAUGUCUUUA
Molecule: messenger RNA, 1675 nt
Organism: Exaiptasia diaphana
Lineage: Eukaryota; Metazoa; Cnidaria; Anthozoa; Actiniaria; Aiptasiidae
Product: lanC-like protein 3
Exons: 5
Coding region: 61-1296 (411 amino acids)
Biological process (GO): peptide modification; carbohydrate metabolic process
Cellular component (GO): plasma membrane
Source: RefSeq, a predicted model, not a curated record